Sclerotinia trifoliorum is the source of this 1814-nucleotide messenger RNA. NCBI's taxonomy places the organism in Eukaryota, Fungi, Ascomycota, Leotiomycetes, Helotiales, Sclerotiniaceae. The record is from the annotation of a GenBank genome assembly.
UGAUUUGCUUGAUCUUUCGUCGUCAAAUAUGUGUAACUUUGGGAAUGUCGUUCAGUGAAUUUUGGGAACUUCUUGUUCAGGAAUUCUUGCAAAGGUGCCUCCGUUAGUAACCUCAAAGUCGCGAUUCAACAAAAAAUCUAUAUGAACAAUGCUUUACUCCCCCUCAGAACCCGCUUCAUUCUUCCAUCAACUGCUACAAAAUGAAGCUCUUUGAAAUUCUUAGUCUUGUCUCCGCUGCAGCUGCUGGAGCCGUACACAUCGCGGCUGAAAACAAGGUGAACUACGAUGGCUACCAAGUCUACCGACUCAAAGCUCAAAAUGAAAAUAUGGAGAAAAUCAACGACAUUAUCUCUUCAUUGGAUCUCCAAACAUGGAAAAAAUCGGCCCAACUUGGCACAGCUGAUGUGGUUGUACCUCCGGAGCAUGUAGACAAUUUUUUGACAAUAACCGAGGACAUGCAGCGAGAGGUUAUGCACAGCAAUCUUGGGGAGUCCAUCGCGGAAGAAGGGUACACUGAUACAUACUCCACAGAAGCUGGUAAGUCAUCGCUAUUCUCUCAAAGCCUUCCAAUAACAAGCCUCAGUUCUUUCACCAAACGCUACGUGGUUCACGGGGUAUCAUGCAUAUGCAGACCAUAUAAAAUUUCUCAAGGAUUUAGUGGCUGCACAUCCAGCAAACGCCGAGAUCGUAACGGCUGGAUAUUCCAUUGAAGGAAAUGCUAUCACUGGAAUUCAUAUCUAUGGCAGUUCCGGUAAAGGAGUCAAGCCAGCUGUGCUUUUUUAUGGCACCGUGCAUGCUAGAGAGUGGGUUACAACGUUGGUUAGUGGGAAGUUAGCGUCGCAUCGAACUUGCAGCAGCUAAAAUAUUGUAGGUUGUAGAGUACAUGGCGUACAACCUUUUGACAAAUUAUGCCACCAGCACCGAGAUCAAAGGAUUUGUCGAUAAAUAUGACUAUUAUAUCUUCCCAGUUGUGAAUCCCGAUGGUUAGUCAAUACUAUUCGUUCUUUAAUAUAGCUAACUUCAGCCGUAGGCUUUUUAUACACUCAAAGCACAAAUCGUUUGUGGCGCAAAAAUCGUCAGAUACCACCGUCAAACUCAACUUGUUAUGGUAGGGAUAUCAACCGUAACUGGGCAUAUAAAUGGUCACUCACAGGUGGAGCUUCCACCGAGCCUUGUGACGAAGAUUACAAAGGUAUGUGUUGCUUGGUACUUGGAGGCAAAAAGUAGUGCUAAAUGUCAUGUAGGUGUCGCUGCAGUUGACGCCCCGGAAACAAGAGCACUUGCUGCAUACGCCAACGCUUUGAAGAAAAUCCAAGGGUUGAAGCUUUUUAUUGAUUUCCACUCGUACUCUCAACUCUUUAUGACUCGUAAGUCGAUCUAACCCAUCAAAAAUCUGUAUGAGUAUCUAGUCUUACAUUCACAGCGUACGGGUACUCUUGCACUGAUUUGCCAGAGAACAACGCCCAGCUUCAGUCACUGGCAGCAGGUUAUGUUUCUGCCGUCAAAGCAGUGUAUGGAACCAGCUUCGAUUACGGACCCAUCUGUUCCACCAUUUAUCAAGCCACUGGGAGCAGCGUAGAUUAUGUUGAUGCGGUCGUUGGCGCUGAUUUCACCUUUACCACGGAAUUGAGAGAUACUGGAACUUAUGGUUUCGUCCUACCGGCUAGCCAAAUCACACCCAGUGCCAUUGAGGCCUAUGCUGGAGUGAGAUCUUUGUUGAUUAAUAUGACAUGAGAGCCAAGAAGCUUCAACGUGAAUGUCAGGAAAUGGAAAUAGCUCUAACGGGGAUGGGAAAGGGAAGGAAAGAAGAUAAA